CACUGUAGACGUGGAAGAGAAACAAGUGUCAUGCAUGCUACAUUACACGUUACAACGUUGCUAUAUAUACCACAUUCUUCUCUUCAGCAAACUAGGAUCGAUCUCAUUCAUCAACACCGCUCCUCUUCUCUUUCAUAGCCUACGGCAACGCUCAUUCCACUCUUUUCUACCUCUUCUCUUUUUACCAUUUCUUUCACAUAUUUGGUGUCCAAGUGAAGUUUCCAAGAAGCAAGAUUGUCUUUAAAAAUUGUAACCUCUGAAAAUAUCAACAAUGUCUGGUGUGACUCUAGCUGUUGAUCGUUCAUCAGUGCCACAACAAAGAGAUGCUGCUGCUGCUACCGGCACUGCUGCUGCUACUGCUGCACCUUCAGCCACAAAUCCUAAACAGCAGAAGGAACAUCAACCAACCCCUCUCGGUGGCAUGAUGGGUUCACUGCGCGUCAUAGAGCUUCAGCUCGUGGCAUUCAUCUUAGUUUUCUCAGCAAGUGGCCUUGUUCCACUCUUUGAUCUUAUCUUUCCAGCACUUGCCUCUGCAUACAUCUUAGCACUCUCGCGUUUCGCUUUUCCAUCGCCGCCGGCCGGUUCUGUUUCUGCCUCGCCGGAGGUUUUUAAAGGAAGCAGGUUGUUUCGGAUGUAUGUGGUGGUUGGAACCACCGUGGGGCUGUUCUUGCCACUGGCUUACGUGCUUGGAGGGUUUGCUAGAGGGGAUGAGCAUGCUGUGCGUUCCGCGACGCCACAUUUGUUCUUGCUCUCGUUUCAGAUUUUGACUGAGAAUAUUAUCAGUGGGCUGUCUCUGUUUUCGCCGCCAGUGAGGGCGUUGGUGCCCAUGAUCUACACCAUUAGGAGGAUCUUUGUGGAUAUGGAUUGGAUUACUAAUGUGUGGAUUAACAAGACUUUGCCUGCUAAUGCACGGGUUCAGGACAUGGCAUGGCAUUGGUUUGGGAAGGGUUUGGCAGUGGUCAAUCUGGCUUAUUUCUCCAUCAAUCUAUUUGGGUUCUUGAUACCAAGGUUCCUUCCAAGAGCUUUUGAGAGGUAUUUCCAAGAGAGGGGAGAGAUCUAUGCUAAGACAGCAGAGGACAAGCGAUUUGUAUCCAGCAACAAACCACAAGUAUCAGAGAAGAAGAUAGAUUGAGAGCUUUAGCUAGUUUUGUUUUACUUGCAGUUUUAUACAGUUUCAGCAUUUUUGUAAGAAAAUUCAUAAUGGUUGUGUAUGAUGUAAAUCGACCUUGACUUAAAUUAUGGCUCUCCAUUGCAUGUUAAUGGAACUAUAUAGUAUUUGU
Lotus japonicus is the source of this 1280-nucleotide messenger RNA. RefSeq lists its product as uncharacterized. The record is from RefSeq and is a predicted model, not a curated record. The transcript is spliced from 3 exons. Lineage: Eukaryota; Viridiplantae; Streptophyta; Magnoliopsida; Fabales; Fabaceae. The coding region runs from base 272 to 1132 and encodes 286 amino acids.